Messenger RNA from Nerophis lumbriciformis (worm pipefish), 2376 nucleotides. RefSeq names its product synaptotagmin XIVa (gene syt14a). The record is from RefSeq and is a predicted model, not a curated record. Gene Ontology annotation, molecular function: phospholipid binding. Lineage: Eukaryota; Metazoa; Chordata; Actinopteri; Syngnathiformes; Syngnathidae.
CCUUCUUCCCCACACGCGGUGGUAGGAUCCAAACACAAACAACAUGGCGGCUGAUGGUGGCGAGCGUAGCUGUGGAGUACAUGAGUUGAUCUGCGUGAGAAAAGUCUCUCCAGAGGUGCUGGGCUUUCUGACAGCCAUCGGACUCUUCAUCACUCUCAUGACUCUCAUCUUCUGGUACCUCAACAACAAGUCCAUGCUGGAGAAAGCAGGAAGCCUUCAGUGCCUCGACGACUUCAGGAAGAACGCAGACUUGCAAGAAAAUGUUUACGCUGACGACGACCAGCAGGGCUCCUCGUCAGACAGCGAGGAUGAACUGAUGGGUCAGUACCAGAAAGCCGUCAGUCGAGCCCAAGGCCUCAGAGGGUCCAACGUGUGCAGUAACGUCAAACCUGCGGCAAGGUUCCGCUGGGAGAGCCGGCAGAAGUACAGCCCCCUGACGGCCAAAUAUGACGGCUACUGCAGUGACGCCUCCGCGGAUGACGCCAACUGCAUCCAGAGGAUGAGGCGCACACCCCCGCUGGAUGAACUCCAACCUCCGCCCUACCAGGAUGAGAACGGUUCCCCCCGCAUGUCCUGCACCCUCUCGGACCCGGGCGACGCCAAGUGCGAUGUCUCCCAAACCAGUGGCAGCCCACACCUUUCUUUCCGCAAAUGCACCAGUGAGGGAAGCGACGGCCACGAGACGGAGAGUUACCUGAACAAGGGCUACGAGGAGGACGUGCCCAGCGACAGCACAGCGGUUCUCAGUCCCGAGGAGAUGUCAGCCCGUGGUUCAGCAGCACAGCUCCUUAAAGGCUACGAACCAGAUGCACACGCCAAGUACGGCACCCUGGACGUGGUCUUUGACUAUGACCCAGAGGAGCAGCAGCUGGCCGUGACCGUCAUGGCGGCCACGGACCUCCCCGUCCUGAAGCACACCGGCAACGUCUCCUGGCAAGUCCACCUGGUGCUGCUGCCCGGCAAAAAGCAGAGGGCGAAGACGGGAAUCCAGCGAGGCCCGUGCCCUCUUUUCACAGAGACCUUCCACUUCUGCCGCAUGGAGUCCGAAAUGGUCGGCAACUACGCCAUCAGAUUUCGCCUUUACAGCAUGCGGCGGAUGAAGAAGGAGAAAGUGCUGGGGGAGAAUGUCUUCUACCUCACCAAGCUCAACCUUCAGGGGAAAAUGUCCGUGCCGGUGAUUUUAGACCCGUGCUGCACAUAUCAGGGUGCAGAGUCCCAGGUCAGUGUGUCAGACAUGACCUGCAGUGACUUGUCCUUCCCGUCAGUGAGUCAGACGUCCACACCUGAGAUCCUGGUGGGUCUGGUCUACAACGCCACCACAGGACGUCUCUCAGUGGAGGUCAUUAAGGGCAUCCAUUUCAAGAACCUUGCUGCCAACAAGCCACCCAACGGCCUGUUCUGUUGCCUCAAACACUUCAUUGGUGGACAGGUUUAUAUAAUCAGAGACACCUAUGUCAAGCUGACCUUACUGAACUCCAUGGGCCAGGAGAUGUCCCGGUGCAAGACCUCCAUCUGCCGGGGCCAACCCAACCCCACCUACAAGGAGACCUUCGUCUUCCAGGUGGCCCUCUUCCAGCUGUCCGACGUCACGCUCAUCCUCUCCGUCUACAACAAGCGCAGCAUGAAGCGCAAGGAGAUGAUCGGCUGGAUCUCCCUGGGCCUCAACAGCUCCGGGGAGGAGGAGCUCAGCCACUGGACUCUGAUGAAGGAGUCCAAAGGACAGCAGGUCUGCCGCUGGCACAGUCUGCUGGAGUCCUAACGGCAGGACUGACUCCACACGUGGUCUCAGCAGGGUAAGAAAUACAAUCCUGAGAAGUGGGAGUGGUGGAAGGAGCACAACCAGGUCCUUCUGUCAGGGUCACAACCAGGUUCUUGUGUCUGGGUCACAACCAGGUCCUUCUGUCUGGGUCACAACCAGGUUCUUGUGUGUGGGUCACAACCAGGUCUUUGUGUCUGGGUCACAACCAGGUUCUUGUGUCUGGGUCACAACCAGGUCUUUGUGUCUGGGUCACAACCAGGUUCUUGUCGCCUACAGUGAGGACUGGAAACUGUGCCGAGGUCUCAUCGGUGCAUUUUCAGCCGUUUAAAAAGCACACUUUGUCAGAAAAAUAGCGGCUGUGUGGAAUGUAGGAUGAUAAUAAAGCACAGGAAUAUAAAAUAGUACAACAUUCCAAUUUGGAUGAGCAAAUUAAAGGUGAAAUAGUUUGCUGGUGUCAUGUUAUGUGGUGAACUAAGUGAGCCACUCAUCCAGGUCAGGUCUACCGUGUUUCUUAUGAGUCAAAAGUGCCUGCUUAGAGGAGCCAUGGUGUCCACGUGUCACUAACUAGUCGUGUCACUAACUAGUUCUCUUAAUGCAGGGGUGUCCUAACUUUUGGA